ACGCCCACUAUGUAGACGUUGAAACGCUCAGAUUUGAGGGUUUGUUACUAAAGAAAAUGGCUGCCGUGUUGAGGCGAGGGGUCAAGUUCAUCUCCUUCGGAUCUUCUCAGCUCUUAUCUGGAAGCUGUAAACAUGGCAGAACCUCCACUUUGUCUGUCUUCAGCUCCAGCAAUAGAAAUUCAUCUUCAUCCAAAAUGAAAGUGGACCUGGACACCAGCACUGGGAUCGCUGUGGUGAAGUUCCAAAACCCACCAGUGAACAGCAUGAGUCUGGACUUUCUGACCGAAUUCUCCAUCAGUUUAGAGAAACUGGAGCUGGACAAGAGCUGCAGAGGAGUGAUCCUCACCUCAGCUCAGCCGAAGAUUUUCUCCGCAGGCCUGGACAUCUUAGAAAUGUACGGUAAGAAUCCGGAGCACUACGCCGAGUUCUGGAAAUCUGUGCAGGACGUAUGGCUCAAACUGUACAGCUACAGUAAGAUCCUCAUCGCCGGCAUCAACGGUUCCAGUCCUGCAGGUGGGUGUUUGAUGUCCAUGACGUGUGACUACAGAAUCAUGGCAGAUAAUCCACGCUACGGAAUCGGACUGAACGAGACGCAGCUCGGCAUCGUCGCUCCAUUCUGGUUUAAAGACACGAUGGUGAACACAGUGGGUCACAGAACAACAGAGAUUUCUCUCCAGUUCGGUCUGAUGUACAGUCCGUCUGAUGCCCUGAAGAUCGGCCUGGUGGACCAGGUGGUUCCUGAAGAGAAAGUUCUGAGCACGGCCACUGAAACCAUGACCAAGUUUCUGGCCAUUCCAGAUCACGCCCGUGAGAUUAGUAAAUCUAUGAUGAGGAAGCCGACGGUGGACCGACUGCUGGCCUGCAGAGACGCAGACAUUAAAAGCUUUGUGAGCUUCAUCAGUAAAGACUCUAUACAGAAGUCUCUGGGCCUGUACCUGGCCAUGCUGAAGCAGAGGAAGGUGUGAGGAAGAUGCUCACCUCUUCCCUCCUGGUCUUUUCUCAGUGUCUGGGAUUUCUUCCGCCUGUAUUCCUGUGCCUCUCUUAUUGUAGUUGUUUGUAAAUUAAACGUUAACAGCAACAUUA
Molecule: messenger RNA, 1083 nt
Organism: Tachysurus vachellii
Lineage: Eukaryota; Metazoa; Chordata; Actinopteri; Siluriformes; Bagridae
Gene: eci1
Product: enoyl-CoA delta isomerase 1
Exons: 7
Coding region: 57-965 (302 amino acids)
Biological process (GO): fatty acid beta-oxidation
Cellular component (GO): mitochondrion
Molecular function (GO): enoyl-CoA hydratase activity
Source: RefSeq, a predicted model, not a curated record